Messenger RNA from Notothenia coriiceps (black rockcod), 540 nucleotides. RefSeq names its product CAD protein-like. The transcript is spliced from 3 exons. The annotation marks the transcript as partial. Lineage: Eukaryota; Metazoa; Chordata; Actinopteri; Perciformes; Nototheniidae. The record is from RefSeq and is a predicted model, not a curated record.
ACAUGUUUUUGUUGAUUACUUCUCCUCUGAUUGUCUCCAGGAGCCCAGAGUUUUCAACCCCAGCGGUAGUUUGAGGAUCACAGUGGUGGACUGCGGCAUCAAAUACAACCAGAUCCGCUGCCUGGCUGAGCGGGGGGCCUGCGUCACUGUCGUACCCUGGGAUCACCCGCUGGACAGCAAAGAUUAUGACGGCUUGUUCAUCAGUAACGGCCCCGGGGACCCCCUGCUGUGUAAGGCCACCAUCAACAACAUGAGGAAGGUGGUCUGCGUGGAUCAUCCAAAGCCCGUUUUCGGUAUUUGCCUCGGACACCAGCUGCUCUCUCUAGUCAUCGGAUCCAAGACCUUCAAGAUGAAAUAUGGUAACCGUGGCCACAACCAGCCGUGCAUCCACAAGGGAACGGGGCGCUGCUACAUCACCAGUCAGAACCACGGCUUCGCGGUGGACCCCGACUCUCUGCCCGCAGACUGGGACGUCCUGUUCACCAACGCCAACGACCACACCAACGAGGGCAUCGUGCACAACACCAAGCCCCUCUUCAG